Messenger RNA from Amphibalanus amphitrite, 1171 nucleotides. RefSeq names its product adhesive plaque matrix protein-like. The record is from RefSeq and is a predicted model, not a curated record. The transcript is spliced from 3 exons. Gene Ontology annotation, cellular component: chitin-based extracellular matrix. Bases 5 to 1045 code for a protein of 346 amino acids. Gene Ontology annotation, molecular function: structural constituent of chitin-based larval cuticle. NCBI's taxonomy places the organism in Eukaryota, Metazoa, Arthropoda, Thecostraca, Balanomorpha, Balanidae.
GUCAAUGCAGGAUACUACUGAUGAAGGGAGCCCGACGCCGCGAUUUCGCAUUCACGCAGUAACGCAGACGGCGCCGUGGCAGCAGGUGCGGCGCGUUGAACCUGGUGUGACUCCGCGAGCCCGGGGUCCCACGGUGGGCGGUGUCGGGGCGGUCGGCCUCCUCACACGCCUCACAUUAGCCACGGGGAGAAGCUCCACCCUCGGUCCAGGGGGCCAAUUAAACAAUCAACACCGCCGGCAGCUGACCCAGUUCGGUGGCCGUCUGUCAAGGCCGGGCCGAGGGGAGCUGCCGAAGAGCCGCGGCGCCCCGCCCGCGACCCUCCCGCGCCGCCGACCCCUUCGCUCGAGAGCUGCCGCGCCGACCACCACGGUCAGGAGAAGGGGGCGUGACCGGCCGCGGGCCCGUCCCGCCUCACACCGCCACCUACUUAAGGCCGCACCGACUGUGGGAGAGCAUCAGUUCCACACCGAUCCCACUACAGACAACAUGAAGCUGUUCAUCGUCGCUGCUCUGGCCCUGGUGGCCGUCGCCGACCGGCCCCAGCCUUCCUACAGGCCCCGUCCCACCUACGCUGCCCCGACCUACGCUGCCCCGACCUACGCCCCGGCCCCGACCUACAAGCCCCAGCCCAAGUACGCUCCUGCCCCGUCCUACGGCCACUCGAGCUACAAGCCGAUCGCUAUCCUGGAGCAGGAGGACGUCCACCCCGGAGAUGGCACCUACAGCUCCAAGUUCUCUACCGAGAACGGCAUCUACAGGUCCGAGACUGGCGUGCCGGUGCCCGGCUACGGCAAGAACGCCUACGGCGAGGCGGAGGACCUCUACCGCCAGGAGGGCUCCUGGAGCUACACCAACGGCUACGGCGAGGAGGUCAAGGUCGCCUUUGUCGCCGACGAGAACGGCUACCAGCCGUCCAGCGACAUCCUGCCCACCCCGGUGCCCACCGAGUACCCGACCCCCGAGGUGGACCCCGCCUACGUCGAGCCCCAGCCCAGCUACGGCAAGCCCGCCUAUCAGCCGGCUUACAAGCCCGCCUACAACUAAGUCACCCAUUCGCCAUCCAUGUUCGACAAGUUACGCUCUGUGAUGUUUCAUCGGCCCUCGGCUAUCUAUUUAUUUAUAUAAAUGUGAUGUGGUUUGUGAGGAGUGCAAAAUAUACAUAAUCAUCUA